UCAGCGUCAUGACAGCAUCCGCACAUGCGCAUUGCGACAAGUAAACAUCAUGGCGGCGUCCUGGCAGCGGCUGUCGUGGGCCGGCAGGUGUGCGCUCAGCCGGCAGGUGUGGAGGACGGACCCCGUCAGGAGGCCCUCAGCUGCUCUGCACCGCCACCUGGCGACUCGAGCCGCCGGCCAGGUGAUCCUCAACGUCCCUGAGACCAAAGUGACGGCGCUGGAGAACGGCCUGCGCGUCGCCUCCGAGGACUCCGGCCUCUCCACCUGCACGGUCGGCCUCUGGAUCGACGCUGGCAGCCGCUACGAGAAUGAGAGGAACAACGGCACGGCACAUUUCCUGGAGCAUAUGGCGUUUAAGGGAACCAGAAAACGCUCCCAGCUGGACCUGGAGCUGGAGAUCGAGAACAUGGGAGCCCACCUGAACGCGUACACGUCCCGGGAGCAGACGGUGUAUUACGCCAAGGCUUUCUCCAAGGACCUUCCACGAGCUGUGGAGAUCCUGGCAGACAUCAUCCAGAACAGCACGCUGGGCGAGGCGGAGAUCGAGAGAGAGCGAGGCGUCAUCCUGAGGGAGAUGCAGGAGGUGGAGACCAACCUGCAGGAGGUGGUGUUCGAUUACCUGCACGCCACCGCCUACCAGGCCACGGCGCUGGGCCGCACCAUCCUCGGCCCCACCGAGAACAUCAAGACCAUCAACAGAGCAGACCUCGUGGAGUACAUCACCACGCACUACAAAGGGCCCAGGAUAGUUCUUGCUGCUGCUGGAGGCGUUUCACACGAUGAGCUCAUUGAUUUGGCCAAGUAUCACUUCGGGAAGCUUCCCACCAGAUACAAGGGCGAGGCCCCGGCACUGCCGCUCUGCAGCUUCACAGGAAGUGAGAUCCGGGUGCGUGACGACAAGAUGCCGCUGGCUCACAUCGCCAUCGCAGUGGAGGCGGUGGGCUGGUCACACCCCGACACCAUCCCCCUCAUGGUGGCCAACACUCUGAUCGGGAACUGGGACCGCUCCUUCGGUGGAGGUGUCAAUCUGUCCAGUAAGCUGGCUCAGAUGGCCUGUCAGGGCAACCUGUGCCACAGCUUCCAGUCGUUCAACACGUGCUACACGGACACGGGCCUGUGGGGGCUCUACAUGGUGUGUGAGCCCGGCACCGUCAGAGACAUGAUGCACUUCACUCAGAUGGAGUGGAUGUCCCUCUGUACGAGUGUGACGGAGAGCGAAGUGGCACGAGCCAAGAACCUGCUGAAGACCAACAUGCUGCUGCACCUGGACGGAUCCACGCCCAUCUGCGAGGACAUCGGCCGACAGAUGCUGUGCUACAGCCGCAGGAUCCCUCUGCACGAGCUGGAGGCCAGGAUCGACGCCAUCGAUGCCACGACCAUCAAGGACGUGUGCACCAAAUAUAUUUACGACAAAGCUCCUGCCAUCGCAGCUGUUGGGCCGAUUGAGCAGCUGCCAGACUACAACCGGAUCCGCAGUGGGAUGUUCUGGAUGAGAACCUGAUCCUCAACGCUCCCGGGAUAAACUAGCUAACCGGCUGCUGCAGCCAACUGUACAGUAUAUAAAAACAGAGUAUUAGUCUGUCUGUGGUGUGUUUUUUUUCCUCCUUUAAUUUUUAUUAUAAAAUAAAGACCAACACAAUAAUGUUAAAAUAA
This is a messenger RNA of Myripristis murdjan (pinecone soldierfish), 1653 nucleotides long. It is a transcript of the gene pmpcb, whose product is annotated as peptidase, mitochondrial processing subunit beta. The record is from RefSeq and is a predicted model, not a curated record. The transcript is spliced from 13 exons. Gene Ontology annotation, cellular component: mitochondrion. The coding region runs from base 50 to 1501 and encodes 483 amino acids. Lineage: Eukaryota; Metazoa; Chordata; Actinopteri; Holocentriformes; Holocentridae. Gene Ontology annotation, molecular function: metalloendopeptidase activity; metal ion binding.